AGAGGCAGUAGAAGUUAGACAGGUAGAGGUGUAGAGUAUGAGGAGGGAGAGGGAAGGGUUAAAGGCAUUAUUGCAGCCAUUAGAAGGAAAAGUUGUGGCAAUACAAGCACAGUAGACUUCUCUUCCCCCCCCCCCGCCCCCCUCCUUUUCUCUCCCCUACUCCUCUCUUCCCAAGCUGGAUCAGUGUGUAGGGAGGGCAGUCAUCACGCCAUCCUGAGCAGCAAGAGCUGACGUUGGACGAAGCUGCCAGGUAGCUGAAAAAAGGCACAGAAGGCAGCUGAUACCCACUUUUCAACGGUUUGUGUUUUUUUUUAGUCUGUAUCUGGACUUCAAGCAACACAGCGCCUGAGACAGCUCAUCUGAACCACGCUGUAUUGCAAUACUCGCUCUUCUCAAAGAAAAAGACUCCACUGAGCAGCAGAAUGCUGCCAGUGUCGCAGCCAGGUCUACAAUACAGAGCCUUUUUGUAACAUUGCACAUUUCUUUCUGUUCAGAUAUUUGAAAUACAUAUAUACACUUAUAUAUCAGUUCUUUCUUUUCUAAGGACACCUUUGGCUUUCUUUUUUUUUUUCCCUGAUGUGACUUCUUCAUCUUGGAAUGAUGGGGAUCUUUCUAGCUUAUAUUGGAUUCAUUUUCUUUUCAGUUAUGUAUAUUGAACAAGGACUUUCUACCCAAGCAAAAUUCACAGAGUUUCCCCGAAAUGUCACGGCCACUGAAGGGCAGAAUGUGGAGAUGUCUUGUGCUUUCCAAAGUGGCUCUACUUCGGUGUACCUUGAAAUCCAGUGGUGGUUUCUGCGGGCAGCUGAGGACCCAGAGGUUGGAGCUGAGGUGACAGGCACUCAGACAGUGAAAGUACAAGGGAACGACAUCUCCCACAAGCUGCAGAUUUCAAAAGUGAGGAAAAAGGAUGAAGGCUUGUAUGAGUGCAGGGUGACCGAUGCCAACUAUGGAGACCUUCAGGAAUACAAGGCCCAGGCGUUUCUCAAAGUCAAUGCUAACAGCCACUCUCGGCGAAUGCAAGCCUUUGAGGCAUCCCCAAUGUGGUUGCAAGACAUGAAACCUCGUAAAAACAUCUCAGCAGCUGUCCCAAGUAGCAUCCACAAUUCCGCCAAUCAGCGUGUACGUGCCACCUCCAGCCCCGAAGCAGCAGCCAAAAUCCCCAAACAAAGUCCACAAUCAGGUGCGAGGAUAGCUACAAGCCAUGGACUUUCUGUCCUGCUUCUUGUUUGUGGCUUUGUGAAGGGUGCUUUGCUUUAAUCUAAAAGUGCUGACUUUUUCCAAUAUCACUUUCUCUUCUUAAAGCAAAGAGCAAAUCGCCUGUAAAAUCCACGGAGCGGACAGCAAAGUUGACCCUAACCUCCAACCACCACUCUGCACCCAAUGUACUCUAAAUCUCUACACAAGGAGCACCUUCUUCAGGAAGUACAAACAAAAUUACUAAAUAAAUAAAAUAAAAUAAAUAUUAUAAAAAAGAAGAGGAUACCACAUGUUUUCUUGAUAUAUCUUAUUUUCUUUGGCUUAUCACUGAUAUUUUCUUUGAAGAGAACUGGUGUGAUGUAAUCAAACGUUUUGUAACAGCAAGACCUAGUUUCCUUUUCUUUCGGCAAGGAGAAGCCUCAUCCUUGACUUCUCAGGGGUUGGCCUGCGAGUCCUCAGUAUUACAGAAUUAACCAUGGAUGACAUUUGGUUUCCUACGCUGAAAGAACGGUUCCAGCCUGGAAGCAAAAAGAGGCCAAAUAAUGAAACAAACUAUAGUGAUUGAACAUAAAUAGAAUACACACAAACUUUAUCAAAAAGUCUUUUUUUCCUUUUCUUUUUUUUCUUUUUUUUCUUUUUUUUUUUUUUUUGCAUGAGGAGUAGGAAUAUUCUACUAAGCAUGCUGCUCAGCAGAUGAGGGGAUGUUGUUUCUGAAAAACCUAUGAGGAUAUUUUUCUUUUGAGUUUUUUUCCUUUUUGUUUUCCAGUAUAUUAUUCUUUCCCCCCUUUGAGGUUUUUUUCCUGUCUUUCUGUUUGUUUCUUGUUCAGUGAUGGCAAGUAACUUAGGCCAACCCCUGAUGACUACGUGGAGGUUUAUAUAUAUACAUCCCUUUUUUUGUGUGUGUGCGUUCUAUAUUUCAGUGUGUUUUCUCUAAUUUUGCAACUCCUGUAUAUGCAAAACCAACUUAAAUUCUGUAAAUUGCUUACAGUCUGUGUGAUAUAACUUCAGAGUAGACAUACUUUGGUCCUCAUGCAAGCCAGUUUUUAGUAUUAUCUAUAUGUCGUGCCACCAAGAAACAUCUUUAUUUCCUUUUUUUACAAAACACCACUUUUUAGUUUUUAAUUCAGUAAUGUGUGGAUUUUGUAAUGCAUAUCUUCACUUUGACUGGUUUGACUCCCUUCAGCCCUUGUUUACUCUGUAAAUGCACAUUAAAAUUUGUUACGGUCUCUAGACAAUGAAUUAUUUUAGUUUGUAUGUUGUGUUGAAGUUCAGAUGCUGAAAGCUCUUUGAACUUGUGAUGUUUAUAGAAGAUGAAGUGAUUCAAUCACUAGAGACUGUAAAAUGCAGGUUUGCAGUCAAAUACUGCACAUAAAGGAAGGUUAGAAACAGAAAACAGACAAAUAAACCAGAACAUGUCUUUAAGGAUGUUCCUUUGGUAAAGAGUUUUAGGAAAGUGAAUUUCUUACACUGAUAAAAUAUAUUUGCAUCACAGCUCCUUCUACAUGGCCAAAGAAGUGUCUUUCUUUGCUUUUUCUGAAAGUGGAUUGUCAUUACUCAUUGAUAUUCUUAAUUAAAAUACUUUUUGUCUGUGAACUGAAUGUGAGAAUUUUGCUGUUGAAUGAUGUAAUAUGUGUUACAUGAAUUACAUUCAUUAAUGCAGGAAGCAAAAAUUGCUACCAUUUGCAGCUGCAAUCAGGAAGGUUUUUUGCUUUUUCCCAUCUUUCCACUGAUGCUGAAAAAUUCACACCCUUUCAUUUAUCAGCACAGACAAUCACAUACACCACAUGCUUAUUAUGAUCUAUUUAUGGCAGCAUUAAGUAGCUGCAGUGUGGUCAGCUGUGUGAUUUCUCCUCACUUUGUAAGUACUGCAGAAGAAAUUUUAAAAGUAUGUUUAUAAUCUCACCAGUCUGUGGUCUACAGGCCUAACAUUUUAUUUCAAAAUGCUUGUAAGUCUGAUGUCUUCCCCCAAUACUUUCAAAGGAUAAAGAGCAAAUAAAGGCAUAGAAUCAACAUUUUGUUAACCCAGUACUUCAGAACAGGAUAACAUAUUUGUGCAGAUCUAAUUUUCCAUAAAUUCUGUAGCAUAGGCUUAACUGGGAGUAGUCAGUCUUCAGUUUUAGACAAGUCUUAGCAGUAAUAAAGAGAGCAGAAGUUCAGCAUAAUACAAGCAAAUCAGGUGUAACCAUCAGUAGAAAUAAAAUUUCUUUUAUUUCAACAUAAAAUUUAUGACCCACUUAGAAUGUUGUAUAUUAAAAAAGUUUUUCUCCAUAGUUGUAACAGUUUAUUAGGCUACUGAAAAGAAAUGAAAAACUGCCCCCCUUAAAAUGUUCCAAAUCAAAGUGAAUAUUGUGGAUCAGAGAGGACACAAAGAGGAAAGAAAAAGUCAAGGGUCAGAGCUUUUUAAAGUCUUGCUUUCUGAACACACUUGUGGAACCAAACUUUCCACAAGUUCUGGAGAAAAAUCUCAGUUUUUCUUUCUGAAAUGGAUAUCUGUGACUGGAUUAUGUGAGAAUCUCUUGCUUGGAGCUUGGAAACUUCAGUUUCCAUUGGUCUUAACUGGAACCAAAUGCUUAAUGUCACAUUACUGUAUUGCUUACUGUAUCCAUAUAUCUUGUAUGAAUAUUCCAUGUAUGCACAUAGAGACUACCCAUCAUGGCGUAUGGAAUUUGACAGCACAGUUUAACCUCACAUUGCUUAAGUUGUUACUAUGUUGAACUGAUAUGUGUUUUGCUUUAUGCUGUUAGCUGCUUGGAUAUAAAUCACCAUGUACUAGGAAUUCAGAUUAAAGAACAAGCUGAAAUUAAAAGCAGAAUUCUAGAUCACGUGGAUUAGUGUGAUGCAAGCCCAAACACAAUGCCAUGUCAGGAUCUGCUAUUGUACAACUGUGUUAGCAAAAAAAAAUGGACAAAAGAAAUCUGUAGGACUCUUGAAAAGCCUUUCAGAUUUCCAUGAGAUGCUAAUGGGACACAGAAAUUGUCCUCCUUUCCCUCUUGAAACAACAUACCCAAAUUCUUUAGAUGAGGCUGAUUGGGCCCUUCUGGUUGCAGAUCUAGAGCACAGCUUUAGUUUUGGCUAAUCUGUGUGGAAGCAGCAGCAACAAGAGCAUGUAUUACAUUUUUAAAUUUUAAACUGUGUCUCAACAGCUAUUCUUCAAAUUAAGAAUCCACCUGGAUCUCCUAGAAUUUCUCAAAAUGGAAGUUAAGAUACAGUAGACACCCUUGGUUCUAAGAAUUCUGUUAUGAAUAAUAUUUGGCAUAGGAAUGAAACUACUACCCUUUUCUGCCAGGUGCAGUUCUUGUUUGGACAUAACAAAAAUAGAUUUUAAAAAAGGAGCUUAAUUAAAUCCUGAAAAGCUCCUUGUUGAGUGGGGUAUCUAGAAAGGCAAUUUGUAUCUAGCAGUCAUAACAUCUCUCAGCUCAAUGUCCUUAGCCCUUUUACAAAAUGAGCCCAGUUUUGAGGUGGUCUUUUACAUGACUCAUGCUUCUCAAUUUGUGUCCCCAAAGCCUCGUUGCAUAUGGUGACAUUCUUCAGGUCUUUCCGACAGGUUUUGCUUUUCAUAGAAGAAUAAACAUGGGUGAGUAUGAAAUGCUUUUGUAUUCAAGGUAUAUAUACCACCUACACUCACACACUUUGAGAUCUGAUGUAUCAUCAGGCUGAAUAAAAACAUAUUCCAGCCCCAUGAGGUGUCAGUGACAGCCUUUGUAUUACAUGGAAAAAGUAUCCAUGGCAUUUUGGUACUGCUACCAGGGAUUAAUACUGCAACAGAGCCUGUCUCAAAAAUUCUACUUUCCAAUGGUUACUAAUAAUUCUUUUAAGCUCUGGAACCUCAUGCAUAGAGGUUGCUGCAUAAAAUAUUUAAAUCUUUCUUAAUUGUAUUUGGUAAACUUUGCAAAGAAAUUUGUGGAGCAUGAGAAAGGUCAGACCAUGGAUUUAAAAAAUCUUAGCAGACUAAUUUAAGAUUGACAGUUCCUCAGAACUUCUAUUAAGAAAGGUACUAGAAAAUUUGAAUGGUAAACAUGGAAUCUAUUAAAAGUAAUUUUUAUUUCUUUUUCAUUCUCAAUAUUAAAUAUUUACAUUUCAGCACUACCUGAAGGCAAAGAUCAGAAGUAGGUAUAAACAUGGGACACCAUGGCAAAAAUGAUGGGACUCUUUGGAAGUUCCUACUUUUUCAUCUAAUUCAGUGCUACUGUGAUUCAAGACCAGAACACAUGCUAAAACCAGGUUUUUUCACAUUCAUUCUUUGAAGUACUUUCUCUUCGUUCAAAUAAAGUGAGGAAGUAUUGGCCAGUGCAAGAAAUCUGAAUGCUUGCCUGAUAUUUUUUAACUUCUGAUGAUCUUUCAUUUCUAAUGAUCUUAAUGUCUUAUGAUCCUAAGUGAUGUCAUCAUUUAAAUCGUUAUUUUAAAAAACCCAACAAUAUUCCCCCUCCCCCCAAAAAAUCAAAACCAACACAAGUAACGAGCCUAAAUUCCUUCCUAAGAAAAAAAAAAUUCAAACCUUUGUCAUUUGCAGGAUAUGGGAACAUUUUUCCACGACAUUACUGUUGGUAAAUGUCAAACGUUGUUUAUAGAACUAAAAGCAUUAGGAACCAAGAUUGGGAUCAUCAUACUUUGUAAUACAAAUUUUUAAAGGUUAAUCUUACAUGAUUAGCUCAGCUAAACAAUGCUAAGCACAUAGUAAAUUGAAUUAAUGCAACUCACUAUAAAUGCCUUCAAUCUUUUGUUCUGAGCUUCCUAAAUAUUGGUUUAUUUCAUUUCACAGUCAUAAAGUUUGCACAUACAUUGACAUAGCUGAAAGAUUUUACACAGUUUUUUCUACUGUUAUUCAUGCAAAGAAAUGUAUGAAGAAAGUUAAAAUUGUCUGUAACAAUGAAUUACAAUCAACUGGAGAAGAUACUUGCAAAGAAACAAAUGUGUGCUUUCUCGAGAGUCAAAUUUAAUUGCAAUGCAUUAUUUGAAUUCUCCUUUUUGUGCUAUUUUUUUUUGCCAACAUUUCAAUCAACUUCUAAAACAAUACUAUAUAUCUUAUUACUUCUUACAAGGUGACAGGACAAAAUAAUGUCACUUUGUUAUGAAAAAUCUAGGAGGAAAAACAAAUUUUUGCAUUCAACAGCAUUUUAAACUCUCACUGUUUACAGUGUCCUAUCACCUCAAAAUAUCUUGAGACAUAUAUUUAUAUAUAUAUAGAGAGAAAGAGAGAUAGAUAGAUAUAGAUAGAUAUAGAUAUAGAUGAUAUAUAUAAUUUGAUUUCCAACUCUAUCAUGCUGAUAGUUGAGAUGGCCUUCAGGUGGGAGCAAAUGAAUUUUUCAAUUAUUGAAAUGCUCCUUUACAUUGAUGUUACAGCACAGAAAGAGGUCUUAUGUGUAUGUGAGACUAUUUACUGAGUGACAGCUCAUAAAGAGGCCAAAAUAUACAUAAUAGAUUAUUAAUUCCUUUCUUGUUUUUAUAUGCCAUGAACUUGAAAAACAAGAGAGCAGAUUGCAUCUGAAAACUAGCUGCCUAAAAUAAACUAUUUCAUUCAAAUCUUUGAAGAAACAAAUUCCUUAUUAAAAUGACUUGUAUAACUAUAACCUUUUGAAAUAUAUGGGGCUUAGAUUUUUAAGAAAAAUUAUAUAUAUUAUAUAUAAUAUCUUUGUAUAUAAAAUUGGGAAGGAAGGAGAUAAUAACUUUUGCUGCUUCUGAUAGAAGAUUAUGUUUAUUGCUGCUGAUUGUCUUCAAUACCAAAUUAUUUAAAAGACCCUUUAAAUUACUGGCAACCAUACUUUGGAAAAAAAAGAUUCCAAUUUUUCUGAUUAUCUACAAUACACUUUAGUUUCUGCAUAUUAACCAGCACUUGCUCACAUUUUAAAAAUGUUGUUUUUUCAUCCUAAUAGAAAAGAAGUAAUCCAUAUUUUAUUAAAAAUAAAUGUCAACAUGUUUAUGAAACCACCUUAAUGUCUUUUUCUUUGGUGAUUCAUGCACAAGAUAUGUUUUGUUCAUAUAUUUAAUCUGCUCAAUGGGGCUAAGCAUUGAAAAAAGACAGAAGAAAGUUGUUCCUAGUUGUUCCACCUCCAAACUGAAAUGCUGUGCAAGAGGGAAAACUGAGGUAUGACUCUUUCUGUUUCCCUACAACAGCCAACCAGAAAGAACCUUCACAGGGUCUAACAAAACAAAUCACUGCUAUAAAAGUAACAGUUGUAGUUCACCUUUUAACAACGUGAAAAAUAAUCAAAUUGAGUGCAAUUUCUUCAGCAAAAUGCAAAGCAUUUUCUUCCAAAAUUAUUACUCUCCCCACUGAUAUGAAAGAAGGUCUUGCAGUUAGGGCUUUGAACAGGCAAAGUAUUUGUCCACCUCUUGCAACUGCACAAUGGCAACCCCAGAGAGACUCAGCUGUCUCCCUUUCACCAUCUCUGUCCUACAUAAGAUUAUUAAUCAUGAAGGUACUCAGAAGAUGAAUAUAUAUUGCAGAAUAAUAACUUUCUAUACUUACACCUUUUUUAAAAUGUUUUAACAGAAAAAAUCUUUUUGUCUCAGUUAACUUUAUUUUUAAAAAGCAAGGCAAUGUUUAUAUAAUUCAUAAGCAUUGUAGAUAGUUUGUUGGAGUUUUAUUAUUGAAUAGUUCCCAGCAUUCAAGAUAACAGAACAGGCUUUAAAAGUCUCACAGCAGUAUUCUAAAGCUGUUUAUGUGUCAGAACUACCUGCAUUAAUGAAAAAAAAAAAAAAACGAAAACAAAACCAGAAAAAAACCAAAAAUCACAAACAAAAAUCUUCCUCGUCUGUAGCUGCUAGGUCACCAGAAAAGCUCUUGGAGUGAUUCCAGUGAUAGUGAUCUAAAGUUUACCUUUAACCUUUCCAGUAUACUUCCUGGACGUAGAAGGGGAGUAAAUUUUGAAAGAACUUAUGAUGCCUGUUCAGCAGCAGAAAUAAUGAAUGCAAUGCUGCUGUCAUUCUGUUGUGAAUCACAGGACCUACUGAGUUUACAUAUGAGCACUGUGCACAAGGGCAGAAUACCUGGCCUUGUCUGGAUUCUAGAAAUCUUAAUGCCUGGAGCUGCUAGAUACAGGCUACUGCCGCCUCUGGACAGAAUUUUUGUAACUAGAAAAUCUGUUUCCUUACUAAAGCUCCAAACCCAGAGUACAAAUAAAAUAUAGCAUAUUGAAAAAUAAUGAAUAUUUAGUGGAAUUCCUCAUGAGUCUCUCUUACUCUCUGUGUUUGUGAUUGACACUUCUAGUGUAGAAGUCCAACAAAACUGAUCUCCUCAACAAUAACCUCCACACAUGGACUUGGAGAAUACUAUUUGAUCCGAAGUUUAUAUCCCAACUUUAUUUCUUGCAAUUUUGAAAAGGAUGUCAACACUGAAAUGGAAUAUAGGCAAAUAGAAACUAGCCAAACAACACUCUGUGCCAAAAUCCUCAGUCAAAAAAAAUUAAAUAUGAUUUGUCAAGUAUAUCUAAUAUGGAACUAGACUCUUUUAUUAGGCACUUUAAAGAAUCAUUGAUUUGUAGUCAGGAAAUUUAAGGAGAAAUCUGGGAAUUAUGCUCUAUUAUGCAUUUUGUUUCAGAAAAAUAGCAAAUUUAGAGCUCAAAUUAAAUGCUAUUUAUUACAGUUAUCUAUAGAGGUAAAAAAUAUAGAUGUUUAAGACAUUUGUCAUGAAAAUGUGCAUAGGAGACGCAGAAUUGUAGAGACAGAUCUGCUAAUGGUAACAUAGAUCGUUUUCUCAGCAGAUGGAUGAAGCAGAUGGAAGACCUGUGUUUUCUUCACACUUUUCCUACUGAUCUGAAGUUGUCAGCAAUAAUGUCAAUUCUGUUCUGGAAAUAUGUAUGCAGUGCUUUUUUUUUCAUAUUAGCUUCGUUUUUUACAGCAGACUAGGCUUUUGGUAGUUUGUGGAUAUAUAGAGCACGGAAAAAAGACAGGGCAUUUAUAUAGAAGUAUGUGGGCCUUCAAGUAUAUUCACCAGACAAAUACAAUCAGAUUUUCCUUAGGAAAAGAAAGACAAAAUAUUGUACUGUAAGAUGAAUUUUUUUAUAUAAAAUUAAUACUUGAGACACUGUUCAGAAAGAUUUGCCCUUACAUAUGUCAAAAAAAAGGAGGAUCUACAUGAAAAAUUCCUGUUGCAAAAUUCUAAAAUGUUUUAUUUGUCCCCAUUUUCUUGUGGAUAGCUCUAUUGUAUUCUGUAUUCUGUUUCAACAAUUUAGGAUAAUAAGUUGCACAACCUAGCUGAAGUGGAUGAGAAACAUUGUACAAUCUGUUCCACCAGGUCAUCUCUGAAGGCUCAGACUGCCCAGCUGUAAAAUAGUAACAAGCAAGUGGCGUGGCAGAAAUGUUUCAAAACAAUCAUAGCUGUCAGGGGGAGGUUUCAGAAGAACACACCUUCAGGAGGGUGACACAAGAUCUGCUAAUGAACCGGCAUACAAAGUUCCUAACAUUGGAAUAAUUUGUUUCUGUACUAACUGUAGAUAUUCCAGAGAAAGGCAAAUGUGCUCAAUGUGUCAGAAUCAAUGAAAACACCAUUGUAGUAGUUAAUGGGCAAACAAGCAGAAAAUAUGUUAUGACAUAUAUGAAACAAGCUACGUAAUAAACUCUGCAAGUAAUAAAAUGACAUGACAUAUGUUUGUGUUAUAGGCUGCUGAAGAAAACUACCUGCAGGUUUAAACUCAUUAUUCCUGACAACCCUGAUACCAGAAUGUGGCAGUGAGAUAAAGAUCUAACUCAAAAUGAAGCUGUGAUGGCUGAAAGCACUGUAUCCCAAGAGCUAACUAUAUGAGUACUAAAGAUAAAUAGUAAAAUUCUAAGUGAAACUGGACACUUAAUAAUAAAACCUACAGAUCUAGCAGAAGAGUUUUUUAAAGGUUUGUGGUUGUGUAGCAAGCAGGACUGAGGAACAUUUCAGCCCCUGUACUUGGCACUGGUGAAGCCACAUCUCAAAUCCCUGUUCAGUUUUGGGCCCCUCACUACAAGAAGGAUGCUGAGGUGCUGGAACAUGUCCAGGGAAGGGCAACAAAGCUGGAGAAGGGUCUGGAGCAGAAGUCUGAUGAAUCUGAUGAGGAGCAGUUGAAGGAAUGGGGGUUGUUCAGCUUGGAGAAAAGGAGGCUUAGGAAGAACCAGAUUGCUCUCUACAAGAACCUGAAAGGAGCCUGCAGUAAUGUGGGGGGGGCAGCCUCUUCUACUAAGUAACAAGCAACAAGAAAAAAGGAAAUUACCUCAAAUUGUGCUGGAAGAGGUUUAGUUUGGAUAAUAGGAAAAUUUAUCUCACCAAAAGAGUUGUCAAACUCUGGAACAGAAAAAUGAUUGUCACCAUCCUUAGAGGUAUUUAAAAGACAUUUAGAUUUCUCUUUUAAGGAUGUGAUUUAGUAGGAGAUUUGACUUGUUAGGUUAAUGGCUGGACUCGAUGGUCUUACAGAUACUUUCAAAACUAAAUUAAUCUAUGACUCUGUGUAUAUAAAUCUUCCUGUUUAAAAGAUAAACAUAACAAACACCUACUGCUUAGUGGGGAAUGAAAUAACCCUUCGACAUAUAAUUCCUUGUGCAAAUUAUUCCAGGAGAAUAGUUCUGCUUAUCUCUUUGAAACAUAUAGAUACUAAAUACUAAAUACUAAAUACUAAAUACUAAAUACUAAAUACUGAAUAAGGUGGACGUCAUUACAUUCUGCAAAAAUGGACAAAGCAGAGAUUGCAGAGACUUUUCUGACUGGGAACACAGGAAGGACCGUGGCAAUUGAUAAGACUGUAAUGCUACACUAUGCCUUUUUAAACUCCUCUUCUAACAAAGUCCUGUUUCAAAAUUUUCAAUAUUUUUUUGCACUAUAAUUCUGAUUUCCUUGGAAUAGAAUGGUGAAGACAAUAUGCUUUUUUAUAGUCUUCUCUGUAGAAAAAGAUUAAAAUAUUCAAAAGGAAGACACUGGUGGUUUAUGAUGAGUUUACUGACAGCAGUUCUUAGUAGGAAGAAAGGUAGAUUGGUAGUUGACUCAAUAUAUUACAAGUAAAGCAUUAGUAGUAUCCUUUAAGGCAGAAUAACUGAGACCCUUAUUUUAAAAUUCAUAAGAUUUGGUAAUGAAGUUGAUUAACAAUAUUAUUUUGCCCUGGUUGGAAGUACAGGCAAAGAAUUAUCACAUGCCAAGAAAAACUAUCAACUUAGCCUAAGAUAUUAGGUCAUUCUGCUGGCUGCCUAGAAUCCCAUUUAGAAGAAACAUACCUUGUAUUGAUUUUUAAACUGGCUUCUAUCCCCAUUAACCAGCAUGUAUUUUGGGAGAGUCUAGCCUUAAUCCUAAUGCAAUUGCAGCAAUCUUUCUAUUGAUUCAUUUGAGCAAGAGUGAAUGGGACGUGUAUGAAAAUGAAGGAAUGUAAAAUUAAUACAUAAAGGUUAAACACAUGUAGAUUGGCAUAAAAUUUACCAUCACUACUGGUUCAUGUCUUUCUGGCAGGAUCUACCAUAGAAACAUAAUUUUGCCUUUUCCUCUUCUACCCUUGUAAUUUUCUGGUUUCUUCUCAUGCAUCUAUUGUAAAGGGAAGUAUAAAUAAGAUGUGCUCAAUUAUUAAUCAUGUAUCAUUCAAGCCUGAAGCAAGCAGUGUCAGAAAUAAAAAUGCAGAAAAGACUUAAAAUUAUAUCCCACUUCAGGAAUCUUACCUAAAAAUAGCUGGUUCCUAUAUGAGCCACAUCCUGAUGAUUUUUAUUGCAGAAGUACCAGGCUGGAAUUCUAAGUAUGUACAUACUGUAAGACAUAUUUGCUUAAAAAAAAAAAAAAAAAAAGUCAAGCUAUUUCAAUCCAAACUCAGGUACUUUUCUCUGCUGUAGUGGUGCAAAGAACCUAACAGGAGCAGAGAAAAUGAAAAGUAAGGAAUGGCUGGAGGAAGCUGCUUAUGUAUUGACCAUAACUCUCACAUACACACAUGCACUGCCCCAGCCUUGCAUGGUGCAUUGCCUCACUGUAGGGAAUGAGUGUAAUCAUGGCAAUAAUAAGGAGGAAUUUGGAGUGAAGCUGGGCGUGGAAAAAAGGGGAGGAAAGUUGUUUUCUCAAAGUAUGCAAAUGUUUAUUGUCCUUUUCCUUCCAAUACCCAAAUAAGUAAUUCCGUGUUUAUUUUCAUUGACAAUAAAUUUAUUCAUCUCAAUUAAAGUCUGUUUUGCUGACAAUGAUGAUUAGUAAGUGGUCUUCCUGACUUCAUAUUGAUCCAAAAUGUUUCUCAUUCCUGUUUUUUCUUGUCUUCCCCUGUCCUGCUGAGGAGGGGGAUGGAGGGAGUAGCUGGAUGUGAGAUUGCCUACCAGCUAGGACCAACAUAUCAUACCUUUCCCUUUUAUGGAAAAGAAGAAUGGAAAAAGAGAAGUAAAAAAAUUUAAGUCUUCUCACAUAUUCUUAGUUGCAGAUUGCAUGGGAUGAUGUGUCUGGUUUUUCUUUAAUUUCAACAAAACCUUACUGGUUGUUUCUAAUCUUCUGGAGUGGAUUGUUGGAUCUCAGAGGCUAGCGACCCAAAGGCAAGUAUAAGACACUUCAUAAGCUCUCUCUCCCUGCCUGAUUCAUUCCAGGAAAAUGUAGGAAUUCUUUAAACAGUUCUGGAAUUUGCAUGCAGAUGCAAUCUCAGACUGAGCUAAUUCUCAUUCUGUCAGCAACAAAAUGGGCAACUCCCUCCUUUAUCAGGGUCAGAGGUUUAGAGCACUCAGCUCUAGACCACACUAAGUGAAGAUGUCUCGGGUUCUGGGUCCUUGUUUCCUUACAUUCAGCUACAACAGCUUGGGGGCGGGGGGGAAGAUUUUUUUAUCCUCCUACAAAAUCUCUAUAAUUUGCUCAAGAGAGUUGCUGGUGUCAAAAUAUACAAGGCUAAAUAUCAGAAGGUGUAGAAUGAAGGUUAGUUAACAAACUGGUCAUCUGUGAAACUCAACCUUUAUAAGGAAUCAUCACAGAAGCAAACUAGCAAUUUUUCUCUAGAUGUCCUUGCCAUGUACUUGCCAUGGGUGACUACCUCAAACAAGUAAUUUUUUUUCCAUGAUCACUGCCUGCUGGUAAAUAUGAUGGCUCUUUCAGCUUCCUUCUCUGCAUUGCUUUCCUCCUGGGUGAUUUGUUGCUGGAUCCUCUGAAUGCUUAUUUAUUCAUGCAUUUAUUUUUCAUUGCAGUUCUUUAUGUCUCUUGUAGGAAGGAAGACAAGGAAAAGGGAAGAAGAAGAUUUGAUGUGUCUCUUGACUAGAAAUAUUUUUCCCCAGAUGGAAAUGAGUAAGAUUCUUUGCAUGGGUAGCUGGGGAAAGCAGUCAGUGCGAGGCCAGAGAGAAAAAUUAAGACUAUUUUUCUUUAGAAUACCGUCUUUUAAAAAUGAGAAAGUAGCAGUAUCAAAGAAACCUCUCAAGGACUAAGAUUUGGUGAGCAGGGAACUCCAAAACCAGAUAGAGGCUGGAGCUUUUUAUUAAUGAGGGCACCUUGUCAUAAAAAUCAUACCUGCAUUAGAUUCAUGAGACGAGGAAAGAUAUGAGAAAGAAGAAUUAUGUUUCUAGUCUUAAAAAUAAUAGUCACUAAAGCCCAAAAUAUCACUAGUCAAAAAUGGGCAUUCAGAAUAAAUAGGAAAUUGAAUAUAUUUAGAAUUGGGUCUUAAAACACGUAUUCUCAUGUCUUUGAAUGACUACUUGUAGUACCGUUUUCUCUCAGCUAGCUAAGGGACUUCAGUAGUGAUAAAAGUUUUUAGCUGGUAGGAGGUUUUUCGGUGUCAAAUUUUUCUCUUAGAAUUUUUUCUAAAGCUGAUUUUGUAGUGAGAAAUGAAAGGUUUUGAAAAUUGCCUCCCAUAAUGCUUUAACAGGAGGUUCAACUUUUCUUCAGAGUCAUUCUGAGCAGUGAUAAUGAUGGUCUUAAAUAGCAUAGAGGGAAAUCAUUAAAGAUUUCUGAUCACUUAAUCAGCCUCAGACCAACAAGGGUAAAAAUGUAUGAAAAGAAAAGUUGAGACUGUGUGAAACAGGGAAAAAAAAGAUGGUCUGCAGUAAAGAGAUAAAAAGAAGAAAAUAGAGAAAGUUUUGAUAACAACAGACCUAUUACAAAUGGUUUAGAAGAGCACAAAUUGUAAGCACAAAAUAUUCCAGUUUAUCUGAUGAGCAAUUUGAAUAGCUCAACAAUCAACUGCCUCUGUUCUGUGGCACUGGUUAAGCUAUGUAACACCAAAGGAAAAGAGAGAUAAAGAGAAAGCAUUCUUCAUCACUUGCUCAAUUCUGCAUGGUAAAGGAACAGAAAUUAUCACAUAAAACUCUGCAUGCAACUAAUAAAAUCAACAGAAGUAUAUUGAUCCAGCUAAAUCUUUGUGAAUGUAUCACAUCUCUCUAUUAUUUUAUUUGGUGAGUGCUAAAUUGGUAAUCACUCAAUACAAUUAAUUAUAUUUUUAAGUUUUCCUAUGCAUUUGAAAACUUCAGCACUUUAUCGAUAUUUUAAUUUCAUUAGAAAAUGUCUCAGUGAUUUUUGUAUACUGACCUGUGAAGUGACUUGUCACUUUUUCUUGUGGAAAAGAAAAAAUAUCAAAGGAGAAAUUAUAGAGGAUAAUAAAACUACAAGUGGCAUAUAGUAAGAUGGACAGAAAUAGUUCAUUUUCUUUUCCAGUGCAAGAAAGAGGAGGUGUCAAAUUGAGCCAGUUGGAAUACAUUUCAGGACAGAAAAGAGUAGGUGCAAGAGACCUUGUAAAAAAUAAUGUGGAUCCAAGAAGUCCAUGUAGGUUGGUUGAUUGGGAGACUGAAAAGGUUUAUGGAAGAGAAAUUCAUAGUGGGUAGCAAAUUAAUAGGACCACAUAGACUCGGGAGAUUUUCAAUGUGAAAAUAGCUGGAGCGUGAAAUUAGCAUUACACAGAAGUGUCAUUUUAUAACCUUGUCCUGCUCUUCCUUUUUCAAGCCAUUCACUUGUGGAUGUCGAGGGAUGCAGAACACAACUCAGCCUUUGGCUUGAGCCACUACAGCUGUUAAAAGUGUGUUAGGUUCUAUAACUGCUGUCACUGAUGUCUCCAGGUGAAACCAUAAAUGUGCCUUCAAAUUUAUUUGACUCCAUGAACAUAAUUUAGUCUAAAUAACUAAUCUAAGAAUUCUUAAAACUCUUUUAAUACCUGAAAGCUUUACUUAUAUUCCUACUGGAUAUUUAUUUCUUUAAAGCAUUUUGUGUGUAUUAUCCACAACCUCUAUUGUGACCAUAUUUCUUCCCUCUGUUCCUUCUGAUAAAGUUUUCCCUUUCUAUUAUUCCUACCACUCCCAGUUUUUAAGAGUGCCUGAUGUACAUGCGCUGAGUUUUACAAUUGAGCUGAAACAACACUCUGUUCUGUUUUUGUUUCUUCUUCUACCUCUAAGUUGAAAAAUGGCAACACUUUAAUUUGUGAACAGUUAUUCUUGAAUUCAAAUUCUCUUUUUAAUCCUGUCCCCUGCAUUAUAUAGAAUAAAUUUUUGAUUGGUAACUAAAAUGAGAAUCUUGUCCAUCUCUACAAAUACUAAAGAAAUAUUUUAAAGAUUUGAUGUCCCCUGAAAAAUUCUGCCAGUAAAAUUUUAAAAACAAAGUUCUCAUUUUUAAAAGAAAAAUUUUAUUUCCCAACAGGAAGCAGUCUGCUAUACCUGGCUUGCUUAGACAAUAUAUCCUUGCUUAAGAAUUUAUCUCUUGCUGGGCAUAUACAUCAAGCUACCUGUCUUGCCAGUUCUUUCUCUCAUGCAGUCCUGAUGUACUUUAUAAAUUCUACAUCAGAAGCACCUUAUCCGACACUGAAUUUUAUUCACAUCUCAGCUGAAGCAUAACUGUCUAGAAACCUUCUGCAACACCUUCAUAGCAAAAGAAAUCAACAAAUAAAGGUGAAAAUGCAAGGAUUAAUUUUCAAAUAUACACAAACUAAGUAACUAAAUUAGUGUAAUGAUCAGUAUACUAUCUUUACACUUAAGGAGACCACCAAGAAAAAAUUAAUGACCUAUAAUAAGCAGAAGUCUUAAUAUUAUUUGGCAUUUUUCUUUUAUCACUUAACAUUCAGUAAACAAGCCAUUUUUUAAGAACAAAUAUUUACCACUCAUUUAUAAGAUGUCAUACUUAUUUCCUUCUUUCAUGUUAGAGAAUUAUGGUGGUAUUAAGAUGCUGCCUUAUGGUAACUGAACAUAUUUAUUCAUUCUGGUAACAGAACUUCUGCACCAGUUUCAAAACAAAUCUGGCUUUCAACAUUAAGCAUUGAAGUGGCAGGCAAGACUUGUUUCCAUUUGUGUCUCCUGAAUUCUAAGAUCAAAAUGAGAGGAUAUUUCUUUAAUAUUAAAUUAGUAAAUAACCUAUAGCCUUGCUUUAUACAGUGCUUGCUUUCUACAAAGUGAAAUGACAUCCUCUUCGCUGACAGCUACCAACUGUAUAUACUAUGGAAACUCAGAGUUACCUUCUUCCUUCCUUACUUCUAAAUGCUGAAGAAUCCAAAUUAAGUUGUUAUACCUGCAUACAGUUAAUAAAAAUCAAUGAAGUUCACCACAUGGAAAACCAGCUAUAACAAUUUGCUCCUCCAUCUUAAAAAACAGACAAGCUUUUAAUUAAAACAAGCCUAACACAUUGGAGUAUGUAUUAAAAUUAUUCAGUAUGUCAAACUCUAAGAGGAAAAAAAAAAAACCCCAAAGUUAUUUCAAAAACCAUAAUCCACAAAUAUUACAAUUACAAUUUAUUUCUACUUCCUAAUUUGUGCAAUACUAUGGCUUAAUAGCAUGUAUCCAUUGACUGCUCUAGAUGUAUUUUUUCCAUACUGUAUCUACGUACAUAAAUAGCAAGACUAGACAUGGUUCAAUGAAAAGAGUGUGCACUGUACAGUGAAGGCUUCUCUAAAUAUUUACCUGCAGAACCUGGAUAGUUUAAAGCCCAUUUCCCACAGUGUUCUUUAGUUUCUCACUGAUUUAUUGAAUGUGAUCAGAAAGCUUCUUUCAUUAGAGUCUUUAAGAAAGAGAUUAGACAAACAGUGAUCAGAAAUUUUGUUGUACAAUUUGUCCUAUAUGGGAGCAGCAAAAUGAAACUGAUGGCUCUCAAGGAUCCUACAUCUUAAGUGCUAGGCUUUUACAAAAUUAGCAACAAACUCAAAAUUGAAAGAAGACAUUGACAUUUUUGAGCAUGAACAAUCGCCUUGUCAUAUCAACAAUAGCUUUUUCAAUAAGUUCCAAACAAUACAGGAUUAAAUAAUACAGCAUUGAUUGCUCUAAUCCAUGUUUUUGCAGUCUGUAAUAUCUUUGAUUAUUAGACCAUAAGCUGACAAAAGUAUGAAUUUAAUAAAUAAUGUAAAUACAUUUGAAAGUAUUUGGACCCACACAUACAUUAAAAGUAUCAGACAGCAAUGUGUAGUCAAAGUUGUGAAAUAUGUUUUGAACACUAUGUUUAUAGCCCACAGAGUUGCUCAAUGAUUUGUAGAAGGACAGACAUCUGGAUCAUUAUAGUAUCUGUAUGAACAAAAAAUAGAGAGAUGAUUUCACAGCCGUUUUUGACCUCUCUGAAUAAUUUCAAUCUGACUUUGCAAAAACUCUUCCCCAAGCAGACAACAGCAUUGUACCCAUGUCAAUUAUUGUAGGCAGUCAAUGUAUGGCUGUUGAAUAAGUGAUUCAGUCCUUACAGAAUUGGUAUUUAGAUCUGGCAUCUGUUUUUCUUGGCUUCUUUCACUGCUGAUUCUGCCAGCUUCUUAAUCUCAGUCCCUUGCUUUCUCUUACAUGCAUAGACAUUUUUCCAUUGCCUCUAAAUUUUCUGCAGCAAGCGAGCAACAAGUUGACCUGCCUUCUUUUCUGUGAUCCUGUUUUGUUCAGACACAGUGUGCAACACAUUCUAUAAUCCUAUCAAGGAUAUUUCAACCUUUAGCACAUUGUUUGAUUUUCGUUCCCCUCUCUAUUGCUCCAUACACAAAGGACUGUGAGACAAAAUGAAGAUCUGAAUCUACGGUAAAAGGCAAAAUACUUGAGGUAACAACAGGAUUUUUUCCUCCCAAGUACCUAUUCCUUAAACAGAACAGAAAAAAAAGUAAUAGGACACCACACAAGACAUUCAAAACCUGAAAGGCUGCAGAGGAAUCAAAAGUCUUGCUGAUAAUAGAUUUCUAACAGUGUUUUCACAGUCAUGUCAUCACUUCCUUCUCUUUAAUUUAGAGGCAGUAAAGCCCAUUUCAUCUCUUUCCAUCCUGAGAACCUUAACAGCUAUCAAACUUAGACCCAUCAGCUUCCUAAACAUUUGCAGGUAAUGUCAAAUUUAGCCAUGGAACAGAACAAUAUGAGUCAAAACAGUGUCUAGUGUGAUAAAGUGUAAUGCUACAUUACACAGUGUACAUAUUUUAUAGGGUAACUCAAUUAGUGCAAUACUGCCUAAAGCUGCUCAGGAUCAUCUCUUAACCCACCCAUUUUCAGGCAUGGUAGUUUAAAAUGCAAACACAUUGAGAGUGGCCAAGGUCAGAGACAAAAUGCAGUGCUAAAAUUCCCUCAGCUAUCACCCUGAAGGGCAUUUCUAAUGUUAAUCCAGAAAUCUAAUUAGGCAGCCUGACUGAAAAAAAAAUCCCACUUGAAAAACCAGUUAAGGUCAUUAAAUUGAAUAGAUUCCAGCUACCAUGUGGAACAACACUAAUCAUAUGGAAUGGUUUUCACAGCUCACUUUAGUACUACCAAGCCAAAUAUUUGCAUGCAAUGUAAACAGAAAAAGAAAAUAGUGCAAUAUUAAGUCCUUGGAAAUGGAAAACAGAAGAACAAUUGGUAAUGAUGGCCAAUAUGACCAGCAUUUCCUGUACAGAUGUACAUGCAGGUGGCUCACAGACACGAGUAGAUGAGCUUAGAGCACAUUUUUAGGAGGCGUUUCAAAGAUGGUUGAAAGACUGCUUUCCAUGAUAAUGAGAGGAUGGAAAAGAAUUUCUAGAGGCAUCUGUUUUGCAAGGAUCUUAUGUAAUAUUCAUUCCAAUGCUCUGGAUCUCUUGCUGCACCACCAGUGGCAACAAAAAGGGACUUGGAGAAAAAUAGAAUCUUAAAAUAGUAAGGGAGAUAGUUCUACACAAAUAUUUUAUUACUACUCAUUUGCCAUUGUUUCAAGAAAGGUCACAAAACCCUUGAAAAUAUGCCAAAUUUUCUGUGAACCUUUCAAUAAUGCCAGUGCGAAAAUAAAGAAAACCAUGACCUUUCUGAUUCUUACAGAUACUUCAGAAAAUUACCUCCUCAUUUCAGUGUAUGCUUGCCUCCUGGACUUUUAUAAAAAAAAAAAAAGAAAAAAAAAGAUAAAAAGCAAAGAAAAAGCAACAGACUUAUAAUCACCAGAGGUAUAGAGAGUAUAUUUUAUUUUUCCUGUAGUAUUCAUAAAAUUCCACCUAAUCAGUCACUUACUCAUUAGUCCUUUCCAUAAUCCCUUCUAAUUUAUUUCAUAUUAUUGAAUGCUGAAGUACAAAGGCCUGUUGAAGUACAAAGGCCAGUUGUAAUUUCUUCUACUGGUCUGCUCAAUUAAACACCACUACUUUUCCUUGUGAAACUAAAGGAAAAUUGUUUCAUUCCUUCUAAUUUUGCGGGGCUUUUUUCUCGUGUUUAAAAACUUGAUGACAUUUGAAGUGCCACAUCAUUCACCUUAAGAUCUGAAAGUAAAGUAGCAAGGCUGACUUUGGGAAUUCCAUCCAAACCCAACAACUGAACUCUUGAAGUCUGUGUGAGCUCUGCUACUCUACUCACAAGUGAGGAGAGCUUCCGCAGAUGUCUGCUUCACACAACCUCAUGUAGUAAAGGUGUGGUUCUCCCCUCCUCCUUCCCCAGGCAAAAUGAGCCUCCAUUAUUUGCCCAGGAUAAUUUAUCUCUGUGUGACUGGUACCCCUUGCUCCUUACCCCGGGUACCAUCCUGCCAAGGAGCCCUAGAAAAACCUGUCUGUCCACAUAGUGUGUCUGCUUGCUGCAGCUCAACUUUCAAUACUGUUGGCCAUAAAUUCCAACAUCAAUAAAAGAAUUUAUAAUAAUUAGUGCAUGCUUUUAAAGAAAAGUGGAACUGUUUCAGAAAGGUUGGUAAGAGAGGAGCAUCAAGUACGCACAUAGGUCAUUUGGCUCGACAGACUUAAAAAUUUUCUUCCUUCUGCCAAGAUAGCUGUUAAAUAAAAUAAAGUUAAUUCCUGAAAGCAUAUGUCAGCAAAAAUUUUCCAGGGCUUUCACAGUCUCUUUAAUAAAAAUAUUUCUUAGAGGCAUGCCAUUAUUUCCUACUCUCUAAAUGACUUAUUUACUGACUUUUACUGACUAUGAGAAGUCCUAGUAACAUUUUAAAUACUAGUAGAAUACUUAUUUUGCUAGCCAGCACUACCUUUUCCCAUAUUUCUACUGUAUAUCACCAUACAGGAAAUGGAACAGAUAAAAACAAUAUGCAGAGAAUUCUUUUUGAGAAGUCAUAUCAUAUUCAGAUGACUGUACUGAGGAGAAAUAGCUUUGAAUUUAGGGGAGAAUUCCUGUCCUCUUCAAAUCUUUCUUUUCCUUCUUAUGUACACUCCCAACACUCUUGUGAUUCUGUACUGAAUAAUACUGAUAAAUUCUGUACUGAAAUUAUAUUGGCCUUUCAUAUGCAGUAUACUGAUGAGAAAGAGAGUAGGAUAGAAGGAUUGUCAUUCACUUGCUGUUUCCAUGUUAUGAUUUUUUUAGGGUGAACUCUCUAUGCUAUUCAUUAAAUAACAAGAUUAAUUAAUGAGACCUGUUUUACCUUGGCUAGCACUCAUAGACCAAUAUGGUUCAUCUGAUGUUUGUGAAAGUUUCAUAUUUAAAAUAUCAUUCCAUUUAAAGAACUCAGUCUUGUACCAAUAUGCAACAUUUGCUCACCUAAGUCUCCACUUAUAAUUAAAGGGACUUCAACAGUGCUUUUUCAAAGAAAAGAGAUUUUCUUAUAACAGAUUUGUAGCUUCUAUAUGUGACAGCAAUGGGUGGGGUUAUUUUUACCUGUAAAAAUAUGCUUCAUUUUAUCCUAUAAUAUGUCUGUACUACUUUGUGGGUGGCUUUGUUUUUGCCUGUGGGUUACACAAAAACACAUUAUUAAAUUGAUAUUAUGGUCUGUGAGUCUCAAGCCUAGUUCUCAGCUAUAAGCAGGAGCAACUCUGAAUCCAUUUAAACAGUAUCAAAUUACAAUCUUUGAGUCUCAUUCUUUCUUAAUAAUUUAGAGUGAGACUAUCUCCUGAAAGGCCCAGGUUGAUUUCAGGCUCUGAUUUGCUUCUAUCGUCUCUGGUUUUUUGUGGUCUUGCAAGAUUAAAACACCUAGAUGCUCAGUUGACAGCAUCACUGUAAACAAAGCCUCUUCUAAUUUGCUUUUAUAGUUUGGAUUUUGCAGACACUCAUGGUUUUGGUGACAUUGACUGCAUACACUAGCUCCAGCUGAGCCAGUUUUUAAGACUACCUAUGAUUGUACGUUAUGAAGCUGUUACCAUGGGCAAGUGCAGGAAGUUACAACCUUCCACAUCACCUACCAGAUCCUUUUUUAUAACAAUGAAAUAUACGUCUCUUCUGUCACAGUACAAAUACAGCUAUUUGAUUUUUUAUGUUACUGAAGUUGUAUUAUUCAUCUUAGGCUAUGUAUCCUGUAUCUUAGAACAGUGAAUAUCUUGCAUAUUCUGCCACCAGAUCUAUAAUAUAUCUUCUCUAAUCAUUCAUUUCUACAUCUGAUUUUUAUCUCUCAUUUACAUAGAGCUCAAAGUUUUGGUGGAUUUUUACUCCCUUGUAUUUACAUAUUUUAACUUGAUUAAUUGAACUGGUAUAUUGCUGGUAAAUCUGAACGAUUACAAGCAAGCACAGCAGGAACAAUAUUCAUUUUUUCCCUGGUAUUCUUGAACUUCAACAUGUCCAACUGCAGAUGAACAAUUAGCUGGUAUGCUCAUCUUGCUGCCUUUUAAUAAUGUGCUAGCAUUCCAGGUGUUUCACUCAACAGACAGAGUCUUAGGAAAAAAGUCCACCACAUUUUCACAAAAGCUUUCUGCCUUUCUUCUGAAACUCUGAAGACCUCUUCUGUUGCUGUUUUGUGAAAAAAGAAAGCCCCAGGAACCACAGGUAAGAUAGAAUAAUUAUUUAUUUUAAACAACUGCCUAAUGAUACUACAGUAGAAGGAUAUCACAACUUCUUCUUUUAUUGCCUUGUAAUUUCUACAGAAAUUGAAUGCAAGUGGGUUAUAAAAGCCAGUGUGGUAUUUCCUGAACAGAAACAUAAAUGGAAAAAGCAAGAGAUUUUCUUAGUUGAACUCUAAAUGUCAUUUUUACUAGUAAUAAAGAGUUUGGGAUCUAUAGAUACAUUUAUCUUAAAUGAGUUUCCGUUAUAUUGCAAUAGAUGAAGCCAAAUAUUCAACUGAUUUCUAUACUUUGAUAUGGCAAUCACCCUCCUCAGAAAUGCUGGACCAGAUCAUACAUCCAAAAAAGAGGCACUUUCCAUAAGCCAUGGCACCUGCCAGAGUCAUUUUGGAGGAUGGCUUGGGAGAGAGACACAGACUAUUGGACCUACAAUCACAGACACUUGGAAGUAAACUUAAAGAAAUUCAAUCUAGUUGCAAUUAUUGACUAUCUCACAUGAGUCUAUGUGAAAGAUUUUCCCUUACGGAUAGCAGAUGGUGAAAAAAGGAUUAAAUUUCUUGAAAGCGAUAAUUUUGUCAUUUGAUAUUGGCAUGGAAUUUACCUGUUAAAUUAUCUGAAUUUGCAAAUGGAAACAGACAUUGGUUUGCAGCCAGUCUUUAAAAAUUCAGAACUACUUUAUAGUUUUGAUAUAUCUAUUCUACUCAGUCUAGCAGAACAAUGAAAAAUAUGGAAGACAGAAAAUGAAAUUGAAUUUUUCUUGGUCAACUGACAUAUGGUGAAAUUUCUGUUGAUAUCACAUGCAAAUCCAUUGCAAUCACUCUUGAAUAGUGGUUAUAGGAGCCCCAGGGCUGAGCAGAUAACGUUUUAAAAAAAUGAAACAAGAAUAUAUGAAUGGAUAUAAAAUAAUUUAUCCCACUAUUUGAGCAGCAGGCCAGUACCCAGUGUGUCCAGUACAGUCACAAUGAAUAACCAAUGUAUAACAAGGUUUAUUCAAAGCAUAGGCUAUAGAACAAUUCACUAGAUUGCUUUUUACCUUCCUCAAGUUCUUCACAAUCGCAAGCAUUUGAAGACAUUUAAACAGUUCAGACAAAGAAAAAGUUUAGACACAGAAGCACAAAGUGUUUUCAAAACUUUUUUUUCUAAAAGCUUUGCAUGUAAUUUAUAUAUUUGCUUAAAACUGCUCUUCUGCUAAUCAGUUGCAUCCAUAGACAGCAUUUCCUCUUUCUUUGUUGUAAAUGAUUUGACUAUGAAUUACAGCUCUGACACAUCUAUUCAAUGGGACAACAUUCUUAAUUCUAGAGACAAGAAGCUCUGGCAGUCUUCUGAUGAUCUAUUCAUAUGAGGUUCUUUUACAUACUUUUGCAUUUUUACUGUGAAGAAAAAUUUAACUCUUUGAAUCAAAGUAUCAACUCUCAAAGAAUCUCCCCAUCAAGAGUUAGGUUCCCCAAAUGCUGAUUCUUAUUCUGGUAAUUAUCUUGGAAGAAUUUCUACUCUUUUAUAGAAGACACCCCCAGUCUGAAUGGAUAAACUGAUGUGAAGGAUCACCAUCAUACCCAGAUUCCACUAAAGGCCACCAUGAUCGUUGUCAGCAUUAUGUUAUGGGUAAGUAGAUAAAUUAAUAUCUACUUCUUAGGUCUUGCACUCCCCUUGUGAUCAUCAAUCUAUUCAACUGGUGCACUUCAUUCUGUAGAACAGAAGAAAAAAAUUCUUUUGUGAUUGACAAUUUUUCUGUUUUUCUAGAGAGAAAACUCUGUGUUGAUGUUCCAUUAACAGCUGUGACAUGAUACGGAAAUUUUUACUAGAAUAUAUUAAUUUUUUCAGGUGUUUAUUACCACUCCUACAGACUUACAUUCUGUGAAUUCUGUGACUUUCUUUUUAGAAUACCAACAUAAUUAUCUGGUAACAGCUGCUGAAUAUAAACCACAAGCACUGACCAAAUGAAAAAGGUUGUGUAAUGUUUAGGAGUACCAGCUUUUAGAUAAUCAUUAGUGAACUUUUUCUGCACAAACAUGGGAUAAAUCACAGAGCAACUGCAAUAUCUCAGGAUCCUUCAUGAUGGUGUGUAUUCCCAUUCAGAAAUUCUGUAAAAACCAAUAGUCAUUACAUAUAUGUAAGGUUGAAAGACCCCACAAAUUUAUAAUAGUUUUGCAAUUUCAGAAGCUGAUGUUCAAGCUGGUAAAAGUAACAACUGCCUCAUGUGUUAUGUCAAACCAAAUUUUAAUUAAUAUACUGCAUUUUUUCUUGAGAGUUCAACACACUUACACAGGGUAGAAAGAUCUAAUAUGUUCUCUAAAGCUUCUCUAACUCUCUAAUUAAUGUCCCUAUCUAAUGGUUCCAUGGUCUAAUUAACAUAUAUGACCUAUCAGUAAGAACUAGUUUUCAGGUUUUCAGGAUGAUUGUGAAUAUAAGUUAUACAUUAUAUAUUUCAUAUACACAGCAAAAUCAUAUCAGCUUUAAGGGCUGUGAAGGGAAGAUGUGAUGUCAUGCAUUUCACCCACAAAAAAAUCAUCUUAGUAUAUGGCACAGCACAGAAAAAAACCUUGUCAUUCCUCUGUAGGUGGCACAUCCUUAUCAUGUCAAUUAGCACAGGGGGGCUUGUGUGCAGAUGACAAACUGAGAUGAGAUACGUGAGAUGAUGUAUCUCUGAAUGUAUAGAAAGGAAACAACACAGAUAAGCCCACAUGUAAAUCAUGAAAGUGAACUCACAGCCAUCAGUCAACAGGCAAGCACAGCCUGUAGUGACAAUAUACUCAUGGUGAUACUAAGAAGGAGCACAGCUCUCACAAGAGUUUCUUCAAAGUCAGCAGAACAAGUGGUGGGUCCAAAGAAAGAAGCAUACAAUCAUGGGGAGCUAAUAAAUUAUAGGGAAAAAAAAGGUUUUGGCUCAGAAAUGAAAAUUUUAGAGUAUUUUGCAAUUUUUUAUUGAAAUAUGCUAUCACAUCCAAACAAGGAUCCCGAAAGAAAAUAUUUUAAAAAGACUCCUACGUGUUUUCAGUGCCAUCAUUCAAAGCAAUCUUCACUUAAAAUGAACCAGAGGAUAAGUAGGAUACUGUCUAGAUCAGCAAUCACAAUUACUACGGUGCCAAGGAGUGGAAGGUCAUUGGGCAAGUUCCUCAGUGUGCAGCAUAUGCUGUGGUCAUGAAAGCUGGAGGCUCAUGACCUGCUAUGAACACAAGCUGUUCCCAACUAGUGGUCGAUAAUUUUCUGUAUCAUUUACAAUAAAUAUUAAAAACCACCAACACAGUAUGAAAUUAUGUCCACCUGCUUUCUAGGACAUAUUUGCAUAUUUGCUAAUUGAGCAGGCAUUAGCAAAGAAUCACUCUGUAACAGAUUUUAUUGAGAAAUUCAAGAAGCAUUUAAGCUUAAGAAUUAAACUUGGACUUAAAGUUCAAUAAAUACAGGUUUUUAGAAUGCUUUUCAGCCUUUUCUAUAAAAAUUUUACUACGCAUAUAAAUCAUGGGAGUUUUGUCAUUGUCUCUAAAAGAAGUAAAAUCACACUCUCCUUUCACAACCUCUCAAAUACUAGACCAUAGGGAAUUAAAAACUUCUUUUCUCCUCAUGCAUAAAAUCUUCAAUAAUAUAUAAAACACUAUUUUCCGGUAUACUGUAGCUUUUUGACUUGAACACCUGUGUUUCAGAAAACUAAUUCUACCAGUUUGUAUUGAGCUAUAUGCUUCCUUCUAGCUUGUUCCUGACAGUACUAGAUCUUAACCAAGUGUCUCUCUACUGAUUCACACUGGAAAACCAUUGUAUGUCAAAUAGUGAUUUAUAUAAUUGUUUGAAUGACCAAAAAGAGGAUUUGCACCCACAAAUAAGAUCUGUACAGCAUGUAAUGCAAAAAUAUAUUUGGGGUCAAUCCAAUGCUGCAUAAAAGCAGGGGUCCCAGCCUCUGGAGGGAUACAAGAUUUACGUGCUGUCUGCAUUCCACUUUUUACUCUAUCCUAUUAAAACAGCUAUUUUAUUGUGCCAUUUGUUUUCAGAUCUUUCUUGCCAAGAUCCAAAAAGAACCCUUCACCAUCUUGCUUUUUCACACACAUCCUUUGCCUUGGUACAAAACUAUUUUUCAGGGAUUCUCUUGGCUCAUCUGACUUUUAUAUUUUUCUGUUCUUCAAACAAAAAUGGAUUUGCAGUGCUAUGAGGCUGAUUAAUCUUUCCCCAAGAAAACUGCCAAAAUGGCUACAGUUGCAGAGUUCUGGGGUAAUUUACUCUAAGAGACAAGAAUUUGAAGGCUCUUUUAACUUUUGGUGAAAAUAACGUUUAUUACUACACUGUUGCUGAGGGGCUGCUACAUAUUCUAACCUAACCUGACUCACCAAGUAUCUUCAAGGACACCCUAGCUGAGAAAAAACUCAGGUAACUGGACAAAGUCUUGACAGUGUAGAAGUUAACACUCUUUUGAUAGUCAAUGGUCAGAUGACGAAAAGAUCAGGCAGUAUUACGGAAUACAGAUUUCAAAUCAAACUAUUAACUGGUUGUUUUCUUCCUCAAAGACUCACUUUGAGCAGAGAGAAAAUAGCUUAAAUGUCCAACUUCUGAAAUAUUGCAAAAUGCACAGCUGACAAAGUUCAGGAAGGCUGGGGAAUGAAGACAGCUAAGCAAAAUCUAUCAGCAGACUGCUUCAGAUUAACCUAGCACUCCAUUAAAAGCGUUCCUUGGUUAGUAAAAAGAUAUUUCAAAAGAAUUAUUAUUUGGGGAACUUCACAAUCAAUCAUGCUGAUAGAUGGUUUCAUUUGUCUGGGAGAGGACUGUUUCAGUACUGUGACAGGGUAAAAAGGAACAGCAAAUUCGGCUGUGAGCCACUUGGCACAGUGUUUCAGCAUAUGCUGCUCUGCAUCACAGUUUUGGAAGGACAGAAAGCUCUUAGAAAAGUAAGUGGACAGAAUCAAUCUCAUAUGAGGCAGCCAAAGGCAUAAAUGCCAUUUUCAUCUGAAGAUUUCUUACGUAAAAAAACCCUGAUUCUCUCCAUUAGGCAGCAGUCUUUGCUAAUAAAUGUAACUCGUAUUGUUCAAGCGUUCAUGGAGUAAUAUUGAAAUGGCAGAUUUCCUUACUGAGAAUGACCUGAGCAAGUACUGAAUUAACUGCAGUUACAGACUAGGCCAAAAACUCUUGUACAUAGAAGUAUUCAAAAUUAAGCUAUGACUCAACUACACAGUUUUCACUCAGUACAAAUGAUGAUGGUCUUUAGAGAGCAGAUAUUCUUCAUCUGACAAUCUGCUCUAUGGCCACUGUAAUGCUAGUGACACUGGUCUUUAAUGAAGCCAGGGCCACUAUAGGAUUCAUCUGGAGUGAUGAAGGUCAGCUACAUCUUUCUCAACAUGCCUCCUACCAGCGCAGGACCCGAAGGGGAAAAACUAAUGGCUCAUCAGUGGCACAGAUGUGCCUGCAGGAAAAUGUUCCUCUGGUUAUUUAUGGUUGGAUAAAGUCAUUUACAGAGUCUCAGUGGAGCCAAAGGGCCAUAACCAGACUUGAGAAUCUAUUUUCUUUUUUAAUCUCCACAGGAAUUUCCAUAUACUCUAGCAGCAUUGCAUUCAUAGAAUGUCCCCCUCAAAGAAAAAUCUGUUUCAUCCAAACCCAUUAUUUGAAAGAGGUUUCUGGAGGGGGUUUUCUACAGAAUAUUUCCCACUAAAAAUCAGGGUGAAAUGGAAAAUUAGCACCUGUUCAGUGUAACCUACCCAUUUUGUUGGGGCAAAAGAAAGCAGGAGCUAUAAAGGGGAAUGAGAUAAAAGAGACAAUAGUGCCUUCAUCAGUCAUCAGAAAUACCUGGUUAACAUACAGUUUAGUACUAAUGUUACUCAAGUGAAAUAUUCUAAUGUAUACAAAGGUAUUUUUGAAACAAUUUUAAAUCAGAAGAAAGGGGGUUCUGUAUUUUCACUUUUGAAGAGAUUGAAGACAAAAGAGCAUUAUCUCAACACUUCCUAUGUGACAAAAUUCCUUUUGCAGAAAAUUUCUGCAAAAAGCAAGGAUUUGCCUAUGGAUCCUUGGCAAGGAUUUCUCUUUGAUGACUCUAAGCAGAAGUUAAUCAGGAGAAAAGACUAGAUGAACCUUGGGAUGGACAAAGAUGAGGUAUUCAGAAGAUGCAAAGCAAAAAUGGAAAUAGAACAUAGAGAAGUCAGCAUGCAACUGAGCGCAGGCUUGGGAAGCAACUGAAAAAAGAUGGCUAAAGCUUAAGUAAACUCUUCCUGCUAGUGGUCUCAAGUAUUUUUUCUGUCUUAAACCUCCAAACAGAAUUUAUUAAGUAUUCUUAUUACAGCUACAUACUAGUCCUAGUACAUGAUUUAACAAUAUUCUUUAAAAAAUUCAUUGCUUAACUUUCAUAAGACUUUUUUGCCCCCUUCCUUGAAGAGUGGUAAAUGAUCAUUCUCUAAAUAGCUUCAUAUAUUUAGGAAACUUUCUACACACAGGUGCAUUAACAUUGAAUUAAUCUAUUUAUCUUCAUAUUAUUUGUCAUACGCAAAACAGAAUAUCACUUUUAAAUUUCAAAAUAUAAAAUGUCUGUCUCAAAAGCAUGUUACACAAAUUUAAUCCCCCAUCAUAAAGUGAAUCAUCAUUUCCUUCAGCCACCACAUUGUAAGAUUUAUACUAAGAAAUAAAAAAUUUUCCUGGUUUCAAUAUCCAUUCUGCAUUAGCCUUCUCUAAAAAGUCAAGAUAGAUCCUGACACUCAUGCUAUAUUAUAUAAAUAAAGGAUUUUGAUAUUAUUUAUCAAAUUCUGUAAUUUAAAACACUGUCCAAAUCCUUUGUUGUGUUGUUUUAAUUAAUUGUGUUUAACAGAUAAAUGUAAACUCAUCAAUAAAAAAAUUUUGGUUUUCAACUAUAUGUUUAAUCUACUUAGUCAGAAAGUACUAAGUAGAUCCAUAGUCACAAUGCCCCCCAAAACAAAGCAACAAUCAAAUAUAACAAAUAAAACCAAGCAAACAAACAAAAAGAAAAAAAAAAUCAUAAGCAGAAUAUAUGUGUGCACAAAACAGAGGAACCAAUAGUUAGUAUUUUAUAUGCAGCACAUGUGUUCAUGACAAACACUUCCAUUCUCUACAUAAUUUCAAUAAAUUCUGAAGACUAUUGUGAUUUUUUUGAAACAGUGAUUAGAUUACUUUAUUGCAAAAAUACCAAGUAAUUUAAAAAUAUUUUGAACAUUUGUGUGCAGAUCUGAAAUUUAUAGUUGUAUUUUAACUUAUUGAUUAUUUAUUUAUGCAUUUAAAAAUAUAAUAAAUUUUGAACCUUUUAAAUUGUUAAUGAUGACAAGAAAAAAUUAAAGAAAGUCAAAUCUGGAUGUCCUCCAUCAAUGAAAACAGUAAUGAAAUUUCUAUGUGAUUAAAACACUACCCUUAAAUCAUGAUGCAGUUCAGAAAAAUGUGUAGUCAUAUUAACAAAUAAAUUCUUUAUAUCAGAUAUAGCUUUUUAACCUAACUUCCUGGUGGAAAAUACUGUGGUAAAUUACAGAAUUUAGAAAGCCAUGAAACAGGCAGAAGAAGCAUGUUGAGCAUGAUAAAGAAUAUGAGAGGUUUUUGUAACCAUUUUUUGUACCACUUAUAUGAUACCAUAUGGUCUGCUACUUCAAUAAAACGAAGGUUCACUGGCCUAAUUUUAAAUACAGAUUUGAAAAUCAUAAUGCAAAGUAUAAAAUGCUAAUGAAUGUAUUUAUUUAGGGGUGCCUUUUAGAAGUUUGGACAACAUUACAAUUACUCAACACAUGACAUUUUGGCAUAAAGUCAGGAUAGACUCCUCAAAUGCAUAAAACACAAAUGCACCUGCUCAAGGUAGGAUAAAUAUUCAUACAGGAAAAUGAAGAGUCAAAAUAACAACUGUGCCUCUUCACCUGUACUUAUUUUAGCUCUACCACAAAAUACAUUAAUUAGUGAAACAAUCCAACUGCUGAUGAACAGCUGUGAGCUUCACAAACUGUCUCUGGACCUGCUAAACUGGACAUAAAAUAUUGUGUACACUGCUUCUAAGCAAAAAUUUAGAGGAGUGCAAUUUUAAUUUAACAACAUGGCUUUCCUGUAAGCACACUAAAACACACUCGAGCCACCGAAUAACCUUCAAUAAAAUCAAUAAGCAUUAAGAAUUGAAAUAGCUUCCAGACUGGGGACUACAGGGUACCAACACUCUCAAUUUGGCAAGGCCAGAGUGCUUAGCUGAAUAAGGAGUUCAAGAUAUACAUAAAGUUUAGCUGUAAAAUAUAUUAUCAAGUAAGGCCCAUAAUGAUGAAUUAAGUGAAAAUCAAGAAUGUUUCUAAUUUUUCUAAAGUACUUUUAGCUUAAAAUUAAUUAAAGUUCUUUCACAACAUUUUUAAUGGCAGAGAAUUUUUAAUUUUAUUUCUUCCCUUGCAAUCUCUUCAAUAGACUAUGAUUUUAAUUUUUGGUUCAUGUCUUGUAAAUUGAUCUAUGAAAAAUCAAAAGGGUUAAAGAAAUCAGUUGUAGCCUAAACAAAAAUCAAAUAUUAGCUUCUGAAGAGCAUUAGCUGGGAUUUUCUACAAUACAAAUUAUAACCUGCGGUAUUGAAUUACUUGCAAUAAAUAUAUUGAUAAAAUAUUUUCACUUUUAAAGUUUUCCUGAACAGUUUUCACGAAAUCUAGUGCCUAGUCCACAAAGUCCUUCAUCCUUAUUUAAAAUGAAUGUGGAUUUUGACACAUGUUCGCAGAUGGUUGCCUAGGAAAUUUUAGCAUGCUUUGGACAUAACUGAAAAAAGUUAUUCUUAGAAGCAUUUGCAAUUUCAGGUGGCUGUUACUUGAGAAGUACACAUGCAAAAAGGUGAAAAGACUAGCUUCAGUCACCACGGAUGUGUCAGUGUCUCCAUUACCCAGGUCAAAUUUAGCCACAUUUUGCAUAAAGAGGAAGGGUGAUUCACCUUGGGUCAAAGAUUCAGUGCUCUGUAAAAGGGCAGAAUUUUCAACGACCUUGUCUAUUGCUGGUGCUUGUCAUUGUGGGGAUCAAUUUAACUUUACAGCAUCCAAAGCAUCUUUUAUUCCUUUUUGCUGCCACAGCACAAAUCCACACAAUUCUUUCAUUGAGUGCUCUUAGAUCCCCAGUGGGCACUUAAGACUCCCAGGGUAAUUGUGUAAUAGAAUAUAAUCUGACUGGCUGCAACCUACUGCAUUUCUGCCACACCACAACAAAAACAAAUCAAAAUAAAUCCCCAGCAUUCAAAAACUUCCUUCACUCUUCUACUCUGCAAAGCCUGAUCAUAGGAGACCUAAUGUUUUGUUUGUUGGUUUUUUUGUUUGUUUUUUUUUUUUUUUUUUAAGAGGAACAAAAAGGAAAAGGAUAAAUGCGAAUAACAGGAAUAUCUACAGAAUGCUAACAAAAAUCAGAACAAAAAAUGAGUUGUCGGCAAGCACUCAGUACAAAAUUGAAUUCAUUGCAUGCAGAGUAAAGACUGAUUUAAAUUCACUCAUAAAAGCAGCAUUAAGGAGGAAUCUAGGUGCUCAGACAAGAAGUUCUGUUGUAAGAUAAAAUGCUAUACAAGGUUAUACCAUCCAAAGCCUCAGUUUUUUAUAUAUGUUUUUCUUAAGCUCACCUGGUAAAUCUGGCAAAGAGAAUUAGCUAUGUAAGCCAUCUACUCAACAUCUCCUCAAAGUCAAACAGAAUAAGCAGCUACAGCAGUUCUUCAUCAUAUGCUCUUUUUAAAAGUUAUUUCUUAUUUAUUUUUAUUGCAUACAAGUGGUUGCUGGUAUACAACAGCAAAUUGAAUAUGUUUUACAAAAACAGUUAUAGAUCUCAAUUUUUUUUCAGUGAUUAAUAAUGUCUUCAUCCACCUUGUUUGCCACUUAAAAAGUGAGAUUUCAUGGGGUAGCUGAAGGAGAGAUGAUGAACACUUUAGCUCUAAAAAAACCCCUACAUGAGAGUCCUUGAUGUUUUGUCUUUGAAAUUAUUUAGGGGAGGGAGCUUAACAGUAAUAAAUUAUUCAGUAAAAUGUGCACAAUUAAAUGCCAUUUAGAAUAUUAUAACAUGGAUUUUCAAGCUUUCUUUUAAGAAGGUGUAGUCAUAGAAAAACAGGGCUAGCAGGCUAAGUCACUUUAAUGCAUUAAAAUUACUACCUUCAAAGGGAGGCUGUACCUGUAAAUAACACAAUAUGAUGUUUUAUUUGAUUUGAUUUCAAACCUCAAGGUCUGUAUGUUCUCAUGCUGCACCCUGAAAUUUUGCAAACAUGAAUUUAUUUCCCACAUUCAGCGAGGCUGCUCAAGCAUUUGACUACAUAUUUAUAUGGUUUUUGAGGAAAACACAUAAAUCAUCCAUCCACUGUUAGGUGACAGAAAAAUUAAAGGAAAUACUGGUUUAGUAUCUAUUUAUCUAUAUAUAUGUAUAUAUGUGUGUGUGUGUGUAUGUAUGUGUGUGUGUGUGUGUGUGUGUGUGUGUACAUGUAUAAAUUUGUUUAUUUUUUUCACCUCCACCCCCAGUUCAGACACUUAAACCAAUUCAAGGACCUAGGUGGGUGUGGAAAGUUUGUUACAGAGACAACUGGUGUCUGAAUCAGCAGGAUACACAUCACUGUACUGCAAUCUAGAUGAGCUUUCAAGAUUAAGGCAAGUCUCUCUCACAAACAAGAGUAACUCAUGUACUGAUUGUGGUGUUUUAAAGUACACAGUCUUGUCUUUAAGUAUCCAAUUACAGCAUAUGUUUUGAGAUAAAGGUAUAAAUAAUGGGCUAUUUCCAUCUAAAUGUCCAGCUCUUCUAUUUGAGGCUGAGAACAAUCUCUCGUUACAGCAAUUAUUCUGGCUAUAUCCUCCUGUUGAUAGAUCACCCAGACCACUUAAAAUGUUCUUAAUUUUUUGGGUGGAAUUGCAAGCAAAAUAGUGAAUUCUCAAUUCCGAUUUUAGAAUGUGUAUUUCAAUACUGAUUAUUGAGAGAGUUAGAAAAUUAUAAUGCAUCUUUUCAACUUCAAAUCAUUUCAGCUCUGAUGAAUCAUUGUGAAAUAUAAGAAUCACACAGUUUUUUCUUAUAUAUUUGUGACUUGAUGAGUACUGGAAAUAUUAUUAUUUGGUGUGUAUAAUGUGAAUACACAGGCUUGUAAAUACAAAUUGGUCAAUUCCAUCCUUUAAAAGAAAAAUUCAUGGUUUUUGCCUUACUUAUUUUCUAAGAUGUUUUAAAUAAGGAAAAAAAUUAUAAAAUCAAUCCUUGUCAUGGAUUCUAUGGUGUAUUAAAUAUUACACAGAAGACUUUUUUCACAUGCAACAGAUAUAUAUUAAAAAAAGCAGCUUAAUAAAUUCAAGAGGCACCUUAAUCAGAAGGCAAGUAAGGAAUAUGAAUGCCACAGCUAAGGAAACAAAAGCUGCUUGGUGCUAAAUGUAUCUCAUCCCAACAAAAGAAAUUCAGGAAAACUUUAGAAAGACAAACGAACAAAAACAACUCACAGACUUUAAAAACAUUUAAGAGUUCUGUCUUUUCAGAAUAUGAAAUUUUCCUUUACUGGAAUUCAUAAACUGCAUUCUUCCCCUCCAGGUGCACUACAUCAAGGUCAGUAUAACUCCAUAGCCCACCAAACAUAGUAUUGCAAAGACUAGGCCAUAUGUUUUGCACUGGUUUUGCAAGGACUCAGAAAUUAGCUUUGUCAGGAAUAACUUGUACUUUUCUUGACCUGCCUGGAACUUUGUUUUCGAUUGUUCAGCUAUAAAAGCCUGACUAGGUGUCUAUGACUGGUUUGCUUUAUUUUUGUACAGCUCUGUAUUAUAUAACUGUAAUCCUGUACAUACUCUUGCAACAAGUAGAACAAAAUAGUAAUGGCUCUGACAUAAUAGUCUAAAGCAGAGAAAUGCAGGUUUGUUAUGGCAGUGGAGGAUUUAAUAGCGGGUUGGAAACUGCGUGGAAUGUAGAGAAACCCAGGCAUGGGAUGGUAAGAGAAGUGACCCAGGGUUGGCUCUAGAGAGCCUAGACCUGUAAACUUAACUAUGGACAAUUAAAGGAAUGCAGAGUAACUAGGAAAAAAGCAAGAAGUGCCCAGUAUAUGCAACACACUUUCUAUAUACCAAAUUCAGCUUUAACAUGGACCUACAGACCUGCAAAGAAAGAGCAAAGUUUGUGCGGUGUGUUAGAAGAACAAAUAAAUGACCCAAACCAGCUCCUACAGUGAGGGGGAGGCAGUUACCAUUAACAUUAUAUUGCUCUUGUCAAUGCACUCAGGAUCCUGAAAACUUGCAUGUCCAACUGAAGAUAUCAACUGCAAGAGGCCAAGAAGCAGUAGAAGGGUGAAUAUAAAUGCAAGGAAAGGAGUAGAUAAAAAGAAGUCCAUGUUUAAUAAUUUUACUUUAUUACUAUUACUGAUUCUUCCACAAUAAAAGAGAGUUUGUUAAUUUGUUUUCUCUUUAUUUUCCUUUCAUUUCCUAUAUUCCUUUAUUUGAAGGAAUAAAUAUUCUUCAAAUAGCUAUUUAAGAUUUAAAUUACCCAAAGAAAAAAUACUUGGUUUACAUAUAUAAGAUUUGGGGGAUUUUUGCCUUUAGGAAGAUAGAAACUUAAGUUUAGAUCCCUGAAAAAUGGUACUGAAAGAUUUUUUAGUGUUUCAACACAAGGAAAUAACCUUCUAGUUCAGUUAAACUCAUGCAACCUGAUGUUCAUUUGGAACAGUUUCUCCUACAAUCUUCUACACAUUGUUUUUUCUUCUACAUACCCUUCUUUCCAAUUUGUAUGUACCAACCUUUGCAUUUAAAAAAAAUUCGCAGGGCUAUAUAUAUUUGUUCAGGCAUUUGAAGGAAAAAGACUUUUAUGACUUUCUGUCUACGUCUAAGAUAUUUAAUCCUAACAGAAUGCUAUUGGAAUAACAGUUUUUAUUUCAGUUUCAAGUAACAUGGAAUGGAAGAAACACUUGAUAUAAUGCAUUUAUUUCUAUAACAACCUACUCUGACAAAGCUUCAUUAUACUUCAGGCUAUCAACUGGAGCAUCUGUUCACAUAUCCCUUAAACUGUAAAGUGGGCAAUGUAUCAGCACAAAGUGCAUGCUAAAACACCAGAGUGAUAUUAGGAUCAUCCCUUCUCAAGUGAAAAUGAAUACUUUUAGCCAAACUUUUGCAUAUGUCCUUUCCAAAAAACAAAACAAAAAAAGAGGGAGUGUAUACCCCACACAUUACCAGAAUAUAUUGGCUGCUACCUGCAAAAAAGUAGCAUGUAAGUGAAAACAUUAGAAGAGACUACACAGAAUAUGGUUUCCCCAUGGAAAUAUUUCUGCAGGACAAGCAGCCUAUAGGCAAAGUAGGUUGAAGCUAUUCCAGCACCAGGUAAAAACUUUCAAGCUGAAGGCAUCCGAAAAAUCCACUCAUUUUCACUUUUUUUGCACACAUGUUACAGCUACUUCAAGCAGAUCUCAAAAUCUGAAAGACUAUGGGCUUUGAUUGAAACGAGUGCUAUUUCCUUACUAACUGUGCUAAUUCAGCAAAAUGGUAAAGCUGAGCUGAAUCAUCAUGCAAAUCUGUGAGAAGCUUUAAAAUACUAGCUGCAAAAUGAAAACACAUUUUAUAUUUAUUUGUAAAGCCAAGAGACUAAAAAUUUGAACAUUACAUCUGCUGAACUUUACAAUAUACUACAGAGCAAGAAUAAUAUUAUUAAAAAUUUUAAAAUGAACCCUAAACCUAGUAGGAGGCACAGUCACAACCAUUUGAAAUAGAAUUGGCUAUCCCUUAUGUCACAUUAUUAUAAUGUACAGAAAAUACACAUUUCCUGAUAGAGCCAUCAGUUAUGUUUAUGUUCCAGUACAAGACACAUUCACAACAUGCUUCAUUAAAAAGUAGCUUGCAAGAGAAACAGGCACACAGCUUGCAUCAGAAUUCUAGCUGCAGAGGACCCUAAAAAUAUCUACAAUUGCACUUCCAGCUUCAUGUUUAGUUUUCAAUCUCCUAUAAACCAAAGCACCUGAAUGAUAACAUGAAGUUGGCCACUGUUCUGAAACCCAUUGACCACCUUUUCUCACAAGAGAGCAAAUGUGGUUGAAGCGGUACAACCACAUUCAAGUGUUGUCCCAAAACAGACUGCUACAUGCAACCAGCAAGGUCCAGACAAGUUCUGCAGCUUUCAAAGCAUGCAAAAAACUGAUAAACACUCUCAGCCUUCCAAAUGUCAGAGAGCAUCCAAACAUAACUCCAGAGACAAGAUAUCCUUGUUGAAGAUACUGCUCCAGAAAACAAUUCGGAGGAAUUGAACUGUCUUCUACCUGAAACUGAUCCACAGAAUUCCUUCUUCACCAACAGUGCAAAGAGAUAAGCCUUCCUUGACUUUUCUUCCUGGAAACUAUCUGCAUAGGCUUUACUUCAGUAGGGAAAUAUGCCUAGAAGAUUCAAGAUAAGCAUCUUCCAUUGCUGCAAAUUGUUGGUCCAAAAGUUGUGACUGACCAGAAGGCACUGUGGUUACAGGCCGGCAUUUCAAGGGUUGUGAUUGUGUACUGAGCUGCUGAGCAGGCUGGAAACAAUGAGGAUGCAUACAUCUGGUAACAGUUGACCCCAAACUCCUUUGUCUGCUAUUUCCUGUCUGCUAUAUGUCUCACUGAAUACCCAAAAUCAAGAAUCAAAACAGUUCAACAGAGAAGGAAGAGAGAAAUAGCACCCAAAAUUUUUUAAAGGUAAGAAAAAAACUAAAGUAAGAGCAGUUAAGGGGUCAGUUAACAAUUUUUCUGAUCAAAAUUAUGGCAAACUUUUUAUUUUGGUUCCAGGAAAAUGAAUUAAAAUGCGGUGAGAUUUCAUGUAGAUGAGUUGUUGUCUACAGGAGGACUCAUUACUUCAGUAAGCCUGAGGACAAGAAGCUUAAGGACAUCUAUGGAUUAUAUUUCCUGCAACACAGAGCGUGGGAUUGAGUGCAAAUUUGCUGAUGACACCAAGGUUGUGGUCUGGUUGAGAUGCUGGAGAGAAGGGAUGAAAUCCAGGUGGACCUUGACAGGCAGAAGUUGGCCCAUGUGAGCUUCAUGAAGCUGAACAAGGAAAAGUACAACGUGCUGCAUCUGGGUCAGAGCAAUUCCAAGCUCAAAUAUGGUCUGGGUAGAGAACGGAUUGAGAAAAGCCCAGAGAAGAUGGACUUGUGGGUGUUGGGUAAUGAGAGGCUCAAAAUGAGCUGGCAAUGUGUUUUCAGCCCAGAAAGCCAAUCAUGUCCUGGGCUGCAUCAAAAGUAGCAUGGCUAGCAGCGUGAGGGAGGUGUUCUUCUCCCUCUCCUCUUCUCUCCUGAGACCCCACCUGGGGGGCUGCAUACAGCUCUGGGUUCCCCAGCAUAAGAAGGAUGUGAACCUGCUGAAGCAAGAUCAGAAGAGGGCCACAAGAGAUGAUCAGAGUGCUGGAACUCUUAAUCUGUGAGGACAGCUUGAGGCAGUUGGGGUUGUUCAGCCUGGAGAAGAGCAGAUUCCAAGGAGACCUUAUAGCACCCUUCCACUACCUUGUAGGUCCCUUAAGGGGACCUACAAGAAUGCAGGAGGGACUUGUCACAAGGACAUAUAGCAACAAGACAAGAGGCAAUGUUUUUAAACUAGAAGAAGAUAGGUUUAGACAGAUAUUAGGAAGAAAUACUUUACUGUGAGAGUACUGGAAUAGAUUUCCCUGAAAAGCUGUACAUGUCCCAUUUCUGAAAGUGUUCAAGGCCAGGUUGGAGGGGGAUUGAGACACCUGGCCCAAUCCCCAUUGGGAUUGGAAACUCCCUGCCCAAGGCAGAGGUGUUGGAAGGAGAUGUUCUUCAAGGUCCCUUCCAAGCCAGGAGUUCUAUGAUUCUAUGAUCAAAGACAUAGCAUGUCCAAAUUCUAAUGGCUGCAAACGGCCUGAGAAACUAAAUGCGUCUUUGAAAUUCCACUUGUAUUGUGUGUAGGUGGCAACAUGAGGGCUACAGGGAUGGCUGCUUUGACAGGAGAUCAAAAUGAGUCUUGUCCCAGGCUCAGCUGGUUUCAGCCUUCUCCACAAUGGAAACACAACUAUCAGAGUAUAUUUAAAGAGAUGAGAGAAAGGAGAAAGUGUGAGAAACGAUCCUGCAAGCAACAAGGUCUGACAAGGAGAGUGAGAAUGUGCUCCAGGUGGUGUACCAGACAGUCCUUUGUAACUCUUGCUGCAACAAAUUAUUUCCCCACAGCCCAUGUACUUGACUACAUUAGAAUAAACGUCCAUCUUGCAGCCCUCGAAAGAUUUGUUUUUAAGAUUAAGAUAUAAAAGAAUGUAUAUUUUGUGAAUAUAUUUUCAGAUUCCCAAACCUACUAUUUAUUAGUCAUAAUGCCUCAAAAUGGUCAAAGUUGCUUUCUAAUACAAGAUUCAUGAUGGUUUUGAGUUAAAUUAUUUUACUUCCUGGAGUUCUGAAUACCACAGAUAUAUAGGACAAGUUUAGGAAUAUUUAUUUGCUAUCAAAUAUCAUAGUCUAAUGCAAAAAUGUAUAUAUUAGGAGAUUAGAGGAUUGGACUCAAAUCAAAAGGAAGAGAUAACCCUACUAUUAUGUCUUUUAUCAAGAAUUACCUUUAGAUUUUUCACACUCUUUUUUUCUUGUUAAAUAAAAAAUAACUUCUGUACAUAGAUGUACAAAUGUGAACAGGUAUAGAUGCAUAAGAUAAAUGCUUAAGUGCUUUCAUUAAAAGCAUACGCAUGGGUCUAGCCCUUGAGACAGCAUGCUGAGCAUCUGGAAUUCAGAUUACAGCAAACACUUUUGAUUAUUUGCAUGUACAAUGCUACAUUUGGCAGUACAUUUUAACUUCUUAUAGUUAAGUGAGGCUCAGGUGAGAGAUUAUUCUGAAUGCUAAGAUGCCAUUGAAGAAUGUUAGUUCUCUGACAAUAAAGAGAUUGACUCUUGA
Molecule: messenger RNA, 38859 nt
Organism: Zonotrichia albicollis (white-throated sparrow)
Lineage: Eukaryota; Metazoa; Chordata; Aves; Passeriformes; Passerellidae
Source: RefSeq, a predicted model, not a curated record